AUGGAGCGAGCAAAAACAGAAGUGGAGAAGAGAGUGUCAAAGCUUAUAAAAUACAUCCAAACCCAAAGCAGAAACAAGAUCCCAAAGGACUCAAAGAGAGAGCUUAUAGCGAUUGUAACCGAUCUUCAAGAGCAGUGUAUAUCUCUUUGCUCCACAAUUGAUGAUCAUCAACAAGAUUUUCAAACUCCGAGAAGCGGUGGCAGCAGAAGAAAAGGGAGAUCGAUUUCUGAUAUAGAAUAUUACUCUUCAGAGGAAUUAGAGAACCUUGCUGAGCAAGGAAGCGAAGUUUCUGAGCUUAAAAGGAAGCUUGAGGCAUUGAAAAAUGAAGCUGAAGAGAAAGAACAAGAACUGACUUCUCGUGUGAAUGAGCUUGAACGAGAGCUAAGUGAAGCGAAAGCCGAGUGUGAUCGUAAAGGAGAUUUAGAGGAAGAGAUUGCGAUGAAAGCUGUAGAAACUAAGCAACUAGGAGAGAAGAACAAAGGGCUUAGGUCUCAGAUCUCUGGAUUGGAACUGGUUUUGAGAGAGAAAGGAGAUGAGAUAUCAACACUUGUGAGCAAGUUUGGGAACAGUGAGUUAGGUUUAACAUCGAGGAUUGAGGAUUUGAAGGGCCAGUUGAAGAACUUGGAGCAAGAAAUCGGUUUCCUUCGCUCGCGGAAUGCAGAUUUGGCUACAAGAAUUGAAGUUAAGAGAGUUGAGGAGAAUGAACGUGUAACCAGCUUGAUGGAUCUUGUGAGUAGUAUGAAACAUGAGCUUGAAUCACUGAGGAAGCAGAAAGAUGAGUUUGAAACAAAGCUUGAGAAGAAAGUGGAAGAAGUUACAGAGACAGAGAUGCAAAUGAAGCGUGUGAAACAAGAAACAGAGGAACAGAGGAAUAAGUUGAAUGAAGAGAUUGAACAUCUUAGAGAAGAGAAUCAGAAGCUUCAUACAAGAAUCUCAGAGCUUGAUUCAUUACAGAGAGAGAUCAAGAACACAGAUGAAACUGAAGAUAAGAGCAAGAAACUUUACAAUGAACUUUCUGAUCAGAAGAAGUUAGUCAAGGAGAAAGAUGACGUGAUUCGCAAGUUAUCUUCGAAAACGAAGGAACAGCAAAGACUUGUCAAAGAACAGAAAGAGACCAUCGACAAGUUCACUGAGGAUCUGAAGCAAUCGAAACGUUGGUCAUUAGGUUCAAGCCGAGAUUCGAAGCUGAAUCCAAGUGCCAUAGAGAAGAAAAUGGAAGACUUAGCUGAAGAUUUCAGGAUGAAGAUAGAAGACCAAAUCAGGAUGCUGUACAGGAGGAUCCAUGUAGCUGAACAGAUACACUUAGAGGGCAAGAACGACUACAUCAAAACACGAGACAUGGUUCAAGAAAACAAAGAGAACAGAGAAAUUUUGCUCCUUUACGAAACCCUUUUCAAGACAAUCAAAGAAUCUUGGGAAGAAGAGGACACAAGUUCCGAAAUGGCGAUGGAGAAGGUAGAAGAAGCAGAGGAACACACGAACAGAGUUGCAAGAUUAGCAAAAGAGAUUGAAUCAGCGAAGGUUUGGGUUUGUGAGAAGAAGAGCGAGUUGGAAACCCUAGCGGCGAAGCUGGAAUGCGAAGAAGCACAAGAGUCUUUGUUGAAGGAGAAGUUAUGUAAGCUGGAGACGAAACUUGCGGAAGAAGGAAAAGAGAAACUGAGGCUAGCAAAGAUUGUGACCAAAUUUGAAGGGAGGAUCAAAGAGCUUGAGAUCAAUGUGAAAGGAAGAGAUGUUGAGGUGUUGAGCUUAGGGGAAGAGAAGAGAGAAGCCAUAAGACAACUAUGUAUUCUUGUGGAUUAUCAACGAGUUCGAUACCAUGAACUCAAGAAAACAGUCUUAAAUAAGGUAUCUCUUGAGACCUAA
Molecule: messenger RNA, 1863 nt
Organism: Microthlaspi erraticum
Lineage: Eukaryota; Viridiplantae; Streptophyta; Magnoliopsida; Brassicales; Brassicaceae
Source: the annotation of a GenBank genome assembly